UAAUACACUAUUUUUAACAAGUGCUUUAUUGUUUAAAUUUAUUAAAAUUAUGGGUGAAGUUCUUUAAAUAAGAAAUAAGACUCGCAAAAUUUUGUAAUUCUCAGUAGAUUAUAACCAAUAAUAAAAGUAUAUCAGAAAGUAUGGUGCUAACAAGGUCAAAUAUAUUAAGAUAUUAUACAACUCAUUCGUUCUUACAAGAACUGAGUUCUGUUCAACAUACCAAAGAAUCCCCUACCUAUAGCUAUUGAGAGAGGGUGUGUUUACACUUUGGAAAUGGCAGAGAAAGAAGUGAGAAACAAGCAGUUGGUAUUAAGGGACUAUGUCACUGGCUUUCCCAAAGAAUCUGAAUUAUAUGUGACUUCCAAUGGUACCAUCAAACUGAAGCUAGAAGGUGACUCCAAAAGGGUUUUGGUCAAAAACCUCUUUUUGGCAGCUGAUCCACACCUCAGGCCCUUGAUGAAGAAAGCUGAUAACCUUAGUGUUUUGCAGUCCUUCACCCCUGGCUUACCACUGUAUGGAUAUGGAGUGGCUAAGGUUGUGGAUUCUAGGCACCCUGAUUUUGAAGAAGGUGACUUUGUGUGGGGCAUAACUGGAUGGGAAGAGUACACUAUCAUCUCAUCAUUUGAACACUUGUUCAAAAUUCAGCACUCUGAUGUUCCUCUGUCCUAUUAUGCAGGGAUCCUUGGAAUGCCUGGUUUAACUGCAUAUUCUGGAUUCUUUGAGGUUUGUGAUCCAAAGAAGGGGGAACAUGUCUUUGUUUCCGCAGCAGCAGGUGGCGUUGGUCAACUUGUGGGCCAAUAUGCAAAACUCAUGGGUUGUUAUGUUGUGGGAAGUGCUGGAAGUAAAGAAAAGGUUGAUAUGCUGAAGGAUAAAUUUGGGUUUGACGAAGCUUUUAAUUAUAAGGAAGAACAUGACUUGGAAGCAGCCUUGAAAAGGUACUUUCCUCAAGGAAUUGACAUAUAUUUCGAUCUUGUUGGGGGCAAAAUGCUGGAUGCGGCUCUCGUGAACAUGCGAGUCCAUGGUAGAAUUGGAGUGUGUGGAGUGAUCUCUCAGCUCACUCUAAAGGAGCCUGAAGCACUGAAAAAUGCAAUGUGUCUUGUUUAUAAGAGGGUUCGCAUGCAAGGGUUCAAUGUGGUUGACUAUUAUCACAUUUAUCCCAAAUUCUUGGACCUUUUGCUGCCUCAAAUAAGAGAAGGGAAGAUAUCAUGCUUGGAAGACAUAGUUGAGGGACUUGAGAAUGGCCCACAUGCAUUGAUUAGAGUUUUCAGUGGUCACGCCAUUGGAAAACAAGUAGUUUCAGUUGCCAAUGAAUAACACCUUUCUCUUACCUUUUUUUCUUUUAUUUCUUUGGACACUGUGUGAAAUUUCUCAAACAAAAAUAAAAAGUAAGCCUAGGAGUUCUUUUUACUUUAA
Glycine soja is the source of this 1413-nucleotide messenger RNA. RefSeq names its product 2-alkenal reductase (NADP(+)-dependent)-like. The transcript is spliced from 5 exons. Bases 274 to 1314 code for a protein of 346 amino acids. NCBI's taxonomy places the organism in Eukaryota, Viridiplantae, Streptophyta, Magnoliopsida, Fabales, Fabaceae. Gene Ontology annotation, molecular function: 2-alkenal reductase [NAD(P)H] activity. The record is from RefSeq and is a predicted model, not a curated record.